Messenger RNA from Henningerozyma blattae CBS 6284, 1920 nucleotides. It is a transcript of the gene DBP6, whose product is annotated as putative ATP-dependent RNA helicase DBP6. The record is from RefSeq and is a predicted model, not a curated record. Lineage: Eukaryota; Fungi; Ascomycota; Saccharomycetes; Saccharomycetales; Saccharomycetaceae. Gene Ontology annotation, cellular component: nucleus. The coding region runs from base 1 to 1920 and encodes 639 amino acids. The transcript has a single exon. Gene Ontology annotation, molecular function: nucleic acid binding; ATP binding.
AUGAAAAGAAAAAAUGAAGAUAAAGAUGAGGAUUCAGUAUCUUCAGAAGAAGAAGAAGAAAAUAUGGAAGAAAAACUAAAGGAAGAAGUUCAUGAAAAGAAUCAUUCUGAUAAAAAUAAAGAAAAUACUAGUGAAAGUGAAAAUGAAUCGGAUGAGGAUGGUGAUGUUGAUAUGUCAAACAAGCCUAAACUUGAAAACGCUCAACCAGAUAUAAAUCCAAUUUCAUUAGAUAAUAUUUCAGAUAAACAUACAUCUGUUCUAUCAAGAUUUCAACAAACUCUCUCAUUACAAGGUAAAAUAGAUGCAUCAGAACUGGUAUCAGAAAAUGAUGAUAAAGAAGACAAGAUAGCAUCUGAAUAUAUUCAUGAUUUGAGUCAAAUACCUCAACCUGCUAUUGUAAGAGACAUUACAACUGAAGAGCGUAAAGCCAAUGAUGAACAUAACUCCAAAUCGAUGGCUUGGAUUAACACAACAAAAAUUUAUUACGAUAACACAAUGGUGAAGCAAUAUGAUGCUUAUUCAAAUCAAUUACGCCCCAAACUAUUACAAAAUAUUAUUAAAUAUUACUCCAAAGAAACUUUUCCAAUUCAAACUAUAUUAUUGGACACAGUUUUACCCAUUUUAAAUUUUUCCUUAUCCAUUACUAAAAAACAUUUUACUAGGAGAGUUGGUGAUAUCUUAGUUAAUGCUUCCACUGGUUCUGGUAAAACUUUAGGCUAUUGUAUUCCAAUAAUUCAAGCUUUAUCCUCCAGAAAAGUUAAUAAAUUGAGAUCAUUAAUUAUACUUCCUACAAAAUUAUUAAUUAAUCAAGUGUUUGAUACUUUAUCUAAAUUGGCUGAAGGAACAAGUUUAAUUAUUAGUAUUUCUAAAUUAGAGAAUUCACUAAAGGAGGAGCAUCAAAAGUUUCUAAAACAAGAACCAGAUAUUUUAAUAAUGACACCGGGUAGAUUAGUGGACCAUCUACAAUUAAAUUCGAUUAAUUUAAAAAACCUUAAAAUGCUAGUUUUAGAUGAAGCUGAUCGUCUUUUAAAUCAAUCAUUUCAAAAUUGGUGUUCUGAAUUAAUGAACAAGAUUAAACUCGAAAAAAAUGAUAAACUACCAGGUAAUAUAAUUAAAUUUGUAUUCUCAGCUACAUUAACUACAAAUACAGAAAAAUUAAACAAACUUCAAUUUUAUAAGCCUAAAUUGUUUAUUAUGGAUACUGUGAAAUUAUAUAAUUUGCCAACUACAUUACAAGAAUUUAACAUCAAUAUCCCAACGGCAAAGAGUGUCUAUAAACCUUUAAUUUUGUUGCGUCUGUUUGCUAACUUGAAACGUUCCAAAAUUUUAGUAUUUGUCAAAUCGAAUGAAGCCUCUUUAAGAUUGGCAUCUUUGUUAAAAAUGAUGAACGAUAAGAAUUUAAUUACUGAAACCCAAGACAUCAGCUCAAUUAAUUCUAACAAUUCUCGUACGGAUAAUAAGAGAUUAGUAAAUGCAUUUUCGUCAACAAUUGAAAAUUCCAUUAAUAAAAUUUUAAUCACCACAGAUUUGAUAUCAAGAGGUAUCGAUAUCAAUGAUAUUACACAUGUUAUAAAUUAUGAUCUACCAAUUUCCUCACAACAAUAUGUUCACCGAUGUGGUAGAACUGCCAGAGCUGGGUCUGAGGGUCAGGCUUAUAAUAUGCUAGUUGGUAAAGGUGAAAAACAGUUUUGGACUCAACAAAUCGAUAAUGAUAUUAGUAGAGAUAUUGGAGGUUAUACUCCCCAACUAUGGGGCCAUCCAUCUGGAAACGCAACUGAUGAUAAAGACGACGAUAGUGUGGAUUCCAACGCAUCUAAAAAAUCAACAGCACUUUCUGAACUACUGUCUAUAUCAAAACAUGAAGACGAAAUAUACAAAGAAUGCUUACAGACUUUAAAACAACUAAGCUUAGUAAAAUAG